AUGGCCAAGGACCCGCCGCCCUUCGCCCGACCCGACUACUGGGACCAACGCUUCACAAAGAACCCGUCGGCCUUCGACUGGCUCCUUCCGGCCAACUGUCUGGACGGCGUCAUCGUCGAAGCUCUCGACCACGCCUCCUCCCCAUCCAACCCCCGCCCGCGCCUGUUGCACAUUGGCUGCGGCACCUCGGCCCUCUCGCUGCAUCUGCGCUCCCACGUCGACGACCCGCGCCAGGUUCACAACACCGACUUCUCGCGCGUGGCCGUCGAGCUAGGCGCCCAGUGGGAGCGCGACGUCUUCGAGCCCGACGCUCCCACCGCGCGCGAAGAGACCGGGGCGCCGAAGCAGGACGAUGCAGCAACGCCCCCGCCAGACCCGGUCGACGAAACCACAGCCGGAGCCGAAGGCGGGAGAGAAGGUGCUGCUGAAAACCCCGCCGACCACCACCCACCCCGCAUGCAGUGGAGCACCCUCGACCUCCUCUCCCUCCCCUCCAUCGCCGCGCUAGCCCACCGCUACGACAUCGUCGUCGACAAGAGCACCUGCGACGCCAUCAGCUGCGGCGACGACGUCCCCGUCCCGCUGCCGUACCACAUCCAGCCUCGCUCAGCGCCACCCCCUUCCGCCUCAUCACCGGAUCCCUCGUCUUCAUCGUCGCCAUCGCCAUCACCCUCCUCUUCCAACAGCAGCACCACCACCGCCACAUCCUCUCCCUCCUCCCCUCCCUCCUCGAUGGUGACUAUCCACCCCCUCCACAUCCUCGCCCUCCACCUCGCCCUCAUCGUGCCCCCCGGCGGCCGCUGGCUCGCACUCUCGUACUCGCCGCAUCGCUUCCCCUUCUUCGAGCCGUUCCCCGCGCGGGUCGACGAGGGGAGGUUGGAUAAGGAGUUGUUGGAGAGGGGGUUCGUGCAUCCGGGGCGUUUGUGGCGGCUGGAAAGGAAGGAGAUGGUGGAGGUGGAGGAGGGGGAGGGAGAUGAGGAUGGUGGGGGAAGGCUGGUGCAUAGGCCGAAGACGGCGCAUUGGGUUUAUGUGUUGGUGAGGGAGGGGGUGGAUGUGGAGGUGAUGGGGGCUGGUGGGGGAGGGAAUGGCGUGCGUGCGUGA
Diplodia corticola is the source of this 1101-nucleotide messenger RNA. RefSeq names its product endothelin-converting enzyme 2-like protein. Lineage: Eukaryota; Fungi; Ascomycota; Dothideomycetes; Botryosphaeriales; Botryosphaeriaceae. The record is from RefSeq and is a predicted model, not a curated record. Bases 1 to 1101 code for a protein of 366 amino acids. The transcript has a single exon.